Messenger RNA from Hydatigera taeniaeformis, 1125 nucleotides. NCBI's taxonomy places the organism in Eukaryota, Metazoa, Platyhelminthes, Cestoda, Cyclophyllidea, Taeniidae. The record is from the annotation of a GenBank genome assembly.
AUGCCGAAGAUCCGUUCCUGCGGCGGUCAGAGCCUCAAGAAGGUGCUUCUGCGACGCCCAUACACCACCACAUCGGCUGUGGACCUUCCGACAGCUGCUGCAGCAUCGAGUUCCGCUUCCUCUUCCAAUGACAAUCUCUCAUCCACUAUCGCUGCCACCGCUGGAUCUGGCUCCAGCAUAACCGGAAGCUCUCUUCUGCUGCCCUCAAAGCGCUUCGUUUCGCGCUUUCGUGAGUCUGAUCGGAGACCAAGAGUCACCGCGCCCAAUAAGACCACCUCUGAGACCAAUUUGGAGGCUGCUGCCGUUAUCCCUGGCUUUGGUGAUGCCAGUAAUGUCGGUGAUAUCUAUGGCAGCAGCACCAGUAACAGCUACUUUAGUCGCCUUCGUUUGUGUCGAUUUGGUACUGUGCAACCGACUGACAUUUCGAAGAUCGGUUACUCUGAUCGAUUAACGGAUCUCUUCAACACCAGAAAGGAAGACCAGGAAGAGACGACAGGAUUAGAGGCAGGAGGGCUGCCCUCCCUCCCCUUGAUUUUUCCACCCCUUCUCCCUUCUGCCGCUGUCAACUCCGUGGAUUGUGACCGCCUCCGACCCACCACCGCUACUACCGUCACUGCCUCACUGCUGCGUGGACGCUCACCUACAGCUAAGAAAACAUUGAGCGGUUCCUCUAAUUCUAACGAACUGAUUCUCCCUCCUAUUUCAUGCACAGCAAGAGCAAAUCUUACCUGGAGUGGAGGCGAAGAGUAUGUGUGGUGGUUGGCUCACCAUAAUCAUGACUCGCAUUGUGCCACCACAGGUUCUACUCACGCCACCGUGCGAGUUGCAGAAGACGAACACCGGUCUCAGUCUCCACCGCCGAGGCAGUCAUCUCUCACAAAAACGCGAAAGGACUCCUCAGAGCCUCCUCGUAGGUCACCAAGACCGAAGGCGAAUCGGUGUGCUAGCUGCAAUCGCAAAACUGGUCUCGUUGACUCCUACAUCUGCAGGUGUGAACGCAACUUUUGUUCAAAGCACCGCUAUGCGGAGUUGCACGCCUGCCCCUUCGACUAUAAGGCGGACGCGAGACGGUACAUUCGCGAGACGAAUCCUGUUGUGACCGCAGCCAAGCUGCCCAAAAUAUGA